GGAUCGACGAUUCCUCUGAAGAUGCGUUUUUAGGUGAUAAAACUCUAGAUGGAUAUCAGAAGAAGAAAUACGUUUGCAAAUUGUUGUUCAUAUUUCUUCUGGGAAAUGAUAUUGAUUUUGGACACAUGGAAGCAGUUAAUCUUCUUUCAUCCAACAAGUAUACAGAAAAACAAAUUGGAUAUUUGUUCAUCUCAGUGCUGAUUGAGCAGAAUUCGGAUCUAAUGAAGUUGAUCGUACAAGCGAUUCGUAACGAUCUGACUUCUCGCAAUCCCAUCCAUGUCAAUCUCGCUCUGCAGUGCAUCUCAAAUAUCGGUAGUCGCGAUAUGGCUGAAGCGUUCUCAAACGAUCUUCCAAAAUUACUUGUUUCCGGGUAG
Messenger RNA from Cooperia oncophora, 374 nucleotides. Lineage: Eukaryota; Metazoa; Nematoda; Chromadorea; Rhabditida; Trichostrongylidae. The record is from the annotation of a GenBank genome assembly.